Cladocopium goreaui is the source of this 3348-nucleotide messenger RNA. Lineage: Eukaryota; Dinophyceae; Suessiales; Symbiodiniaceae. The record is from the annotation of a GenBank genome assembly.
AUGGCCUCACAAAUUCCCUGGCGUUGGCGUCGGUGGUGGCUGCCAUGGCUGGCGCUGGCAGCAGCCGAAGUGUCCCAGCUAGCGGCCGAAGAGCGAGCGGCCAAACGCCAGGGCCAAUGCAAGCAGGAGACGGGCCGACAGAAUUUUUUCCUGCUCUUUCCCUUGAGUAGCAGCCAGUUUGGUCAACUUCACUACGCCACCAUCGAGUCUGUCUUGUUCCACCAGCCCGCAGCCAAUGUGUUGCUUCUCAGCUUUGAUUUGCCGGAGCAUCUCUUCGAUGCAUAUCUUUCUGAAGGCUACUGCGUGACCACCUUGCUCAUCAGCUCUGCCGUGAAAGAGCUGUCGUCGCUGUUGGGCGAGCCGUUGGCUACCACGUUUUUGGAUCGUUUUGGCCAGCCUCAAACUGACAGCGACUUUGCCCGGUUGCUGAAUGCCGUGGUGCUGUCUCAGCAGGUGCUAUAUGGUGGCACGAGUCUGCCCAUGGAAGGUUUACUGCUGAAUCCUUGGGAUAUGCCACUCCCAUCCCAACUCCUUCUGCAAGACACCGGGGUCUUCGUUGAAAAGUUGGAAGGCGCGACCCUUCCCUGGGCCUUGAGCGCGGAGGACUUCGAGAAGUCCUGGCUGCCCAGGUCACACGUGGACCGUGCUGAUGGCGCCACAUCGCUGUGUUUGGAGGUGCUGUGCCCAAGGACCUUGCCACGAGGCAGUCGCUUUGGGCAAGAACUUCUGCUUCACACGGCCAGCGAUUUAAGUUCUGAAGACGACUUGAGUCGCUAUGGCACCACGCUCUACCGCGGCUACGUCCAGCAACGACCCAGACGGACACCAUUCGAAGUGGACAAGGUGAUGUUCAAUCACGAAGUGGUUUUGCUGCCCUACUGGGUGCAGAUGCAGCCCUACUUCUCGGAUGGCUGGAAGGACUACGGCGGCGAGGAUGGGAUGCUGACGCGCGACACGGACCUCUACCAAGCCAGGCACAUGCGCGCCUUGUCCGAUUGGUCCUUCGUGUCUACAGCCAGGCUUUGGCUGCCCCUGAACUUUGGCACCGCAGCAUCGCGGCAAGCGAUGCCGAUGAGCGUGGUGGAUUUGGCUUUGCGCUACUUCACCCUGGAUUUGGCACCUCAUCCUUUUCGGAAGAAAGGCUUCAAGAACGGCAGGACGAAGCGCAAGCCGCGCCCGAAGCGUCUCCGUUCGCCCGGCGACUUCACCGCAGAGAACACGGCCUUCAUCGAUGAGGUGCAUGCGCAGAAGGGGCAACAGGGCCUUCGCGAAGGCGGUCUGCCCGGCGUCGGCGGCGGCUUCCGCAGCUUCAAAGAGUUGCGCUUGGUGGGUUUCGAAGAGCAGGGCCAACACUGGCGUGUGACAGUCGAGACUCCGCUGCGGCUCUUUUGUCGGCCAGAGCACCGGGCACGUGGCCCCAGCGCGGGCGCCGCGAGUUCUGGCGCGAGUUCUCGCGCGUUGCAACGCUGCGAGGCAGCCCUUGCAGGCCCCAUGGCUUUCCAGUCCCAGUGCCUCUCCGUGGCGGAUGCCAAUGCGGUUCUCAGCCUUUUGGCCUACCACCCUGAGCCAAUGCUGGACUCGCCUCCUGCGUUCGUGUCGCAACAGGAAAGCAGAGAUUUUCGACACUCUGAGGAGGAACUGAAGGCGCAUUUCAGACAGCUGAAGGUGACAGCUGAAAGCUGUGCAGGCGCUAGUCUUCCCGAGGCCACAACCCUCACGACGGAAUUUGCAGCGCUGGUGGACGACGUGGAAGAGCACGUUACAGUGGUGGCCCACUGCGCAGAGCGCUGUCACCUCCUGGAGCGCUUGGCCAAGUCUUUCCGCGAGGCCUAUGCCAAGAUGCAAAUCAUCGCCACCUGUGAAUGUGCCGAGGACGAAGGCUGUCAAGAGCCUGUCCCACGGUCUCACGAAACGGUGCCAAAGAUGACGGUGGUUUCCGUCCCCUACGACUUUGGACUUUCACGCGGGAAGACAUUGCUUAUAGAGAUGACCAAGACGGAGUUUGUCCUUGUGCUGGACGACGACUUCACACAUUCCAUGCAUUCGUGUGUGGAGUGUAUGUUGUGGAAGAUGCGCAGCCGUCACUACUCCCUGUGGAAGCCUUUCGAUAUUUUGGGCUUUCCGGUCCAAGAGGACGAGCGAAUUUUUGGUGCCUUCCGGGGGAGGCUCCGCGUGACCAACCAACAACUUUUCUUGGAACCGAUGGUGGAGGAGCUUCUGCCCGAUGGUUGCGUGCGCGUGGAAAUUUGUCCGAUGGUGUUUCUGGGUCGAACGGCUCGGAUGAGAACCUUUACAUUUCAAAAGGACUUAAGAGUUGGUGAACAUGAACAGUUCUUCUACUCCAAUGCUUACAACGGAGUUCAGGUAGCCGUGUGCUUCGACUCCUCUUUCCCACACUUUCGCGUCAACACGAUGAGCGCAGGGUACGUCAAACGACGUGAGCGGAUGCCCGAGCUGAUGGCCAACGCCUUCCAGAAGUUGGGCUUCGAACGGGCGAUGCUUUUGUUCCGCAAAUAUGACCACGGUCGAAUGAGUGAUUAUGAUGAGCUGUUGGAUAAGACGGUGCCCCCGUGGCACAUCGGUCACGACACUUGCGGUCCACCGACGGCGCCACCCGUGCCGUUUGCACAAGUCAUGGUGGUGAUCUUAAGUAGCGCGGACCAACAGGGCAAGAGCUUCCGGAGUGUCUUGAGGGGCUCCCGUGGAUGGAUGAACCGAUUUUUACAACUCGGUGGUGUUGGCUCUUUGCGCUGGACUUUCGCCGUAUAUCCCCGAAGCGAUCAGGGAACGUUGCAUGUGGAUUUGGAGGAGGAGAACGACCUCCAUAAGGAUAUGCUGAUUUUGCCUGCCUCAGACAGGACCUCUAGAACUGCUGGACCGACGACGGAUCACUUGCUCCAGGUCUUUGCUCUGUUGCGAGACUUUCAGUUCCGCUUCCUUGCCAUAUGCAGGCAAGAUGUCUUUGUGAGUUUCCAGCACUUCAUGGACACCUUGCAGCUCCUUGAGCCUCCUGCGGGAAAGGUGCUGGGCGAAUGGAUUUCGACAGAAAACAGCUGGAGGUUGGAUCCUCACUUCUUCGUGCUGCCGCGGGACGUCUUCGUACUCUUGUCGGCUCCGGAGGUGAUUUCGCGCUUGGCUGUCAGCGGCUUUCAUCAGAUCUUUGGGGACCUCUCGGAGUUGGGUGCAGGUCUUAGUUCAUGGGCACACGCCUAUGACAUCCAGCGGCUUCCCUUGCGAAGCAUGAAGCGCGGCGAAGUGGUGUGCCCUUUUAGCAGCGUGACGCUUCAUCCCAUCGCUCCUGAAGAGCUUCAAGCGCUCUUUGACUCGCCAACACCCUUCGGGUGUUGA